CCAUCUCUAGAUUUGAAUCCUUUAUAACUGUUGCGCGCUCUGGAGUUUCUUAAUCUCCAGGCUCAGGUCAUUGCAGUUUUCUGGAGCGGAGGCGAGGGCCCGGAGAAGGCUGAGAGGAUAAGGGAGAACCCCUCGUGAGUUCUCCCGACCGCCUCUGAAGGAUGAAGAAGAUUUUCAGCUUCGGCAGAAAGAGAGAGCUGUCUCCCUCUCGAGCCUCCUUCCCCCCGCGGAGGGACAGCGGGGUCCAAGCUUUCGGUCCUAACUCAGGAUACCUCGUCAGGGCCAAGGACCUGGGGAAGAUCCACAAAGCUGCCUCCAUCGGGGAUGUGGCGAAGGUGCAGCAGCUGCUGCUGCUGGGGAAGUCCGGCGUGAACGAUCGGGAUAAAGUGAACCGGACACCUCUACACCUUGCCUGUGCUAAUGGAUAUCCAGAUGUUGUUUCUCUCUUAGUAGAGAGAAAAUGCAAUCUAAACCUGCUUGACAAUAACAGUCUAACGCCUCUAAUUAAGGCAGUAGAGUGUCAGCAGGAGGAGUGUGCAACUAUCCUGCUUGAACAUGGUGCAGACCCUAAUCUUGUGGACGCCAACAGCAACACAGCACUUCACUAUGCUGCCUCUGGACAGAACACAGCUAUAGCAGCAAAACUGCUUAGACAUAAAACAGAUAUUGAAGCAAAAAACAAGGAAGGGUAUACACCACUUUUGCUUGCAAUUAGAGAAAAUAAUCAAGAUAUGGUAGAUCUUCUCUUAAAGAAUGGAGCAAAUGUGAAUGCCUCGGAUAAGUCUAAAAGAACAGCCCUGAUGAUUGCUGUCAGUGGUGAACCAACAGGCAUAGUCAGUCUUCUUCUUCAGUAUGAUAUUGAUCUCUCUUGCCAAGAUACAUAUGGAUGGACAGCUGAGGAAUAUGCUAUUUUCAGUGGUCAUUCCAUUCAUCGCCAACUAAUUAAUCAGUAUGGAACACAGAAGGCACUUAAUCAGCCCCUUUCACCCCAAAUCGGCAGUUCAGAGAGGGCUUCUGAUCCAGAAUUUACUUUGGGUGGACCUGCUAUGGACCAGGAAGAUACUAAAGAGAAUAAAAAAGCUACAGGAGUUUGGGGACCAGGGAACAGAGGUUUGAAAGAAAUACAGGAAUCUCCAGUGCAAACAUCAAGAGCAAGAAUUUCAGGGAAAGUGGAAGAAAAUUCCCUGGAAGAAUCUAUAAGCAGAUUCUCUGACAAACCUGGGGCUGAUGAUUCCUGGCCAACCACAGAUGAAGAAGAAUUAGAUUUUAGUAUUAAGAAACUCCCCAAGUCGAACUUAACCAAAAUAAUAAGUGCUUCUCAGCAGAUAAGGAAAACCAUAGAUGAAAAGAGUAGCACUGUCAAUACAGAACAUAGAACUUUUCUUGGGCACAAUCAAUCAGAUAGCGAAAAAGAAGAUGUGACAGAUUCCCUUCCUAAGCCUUCAUCCCAAGCCCAGUGCUCCCCUCAUCCUGUCCAUCCCUCACUUGGCUCCUUUUCAAGGUCUUCCCAGAUGAUGUCUACUCUUCUGGGCAUUAAUAAGGAAGAAUCACCAGAGUCAGAGGAGGAAGAAAAGGAAGAUGUUGUAUCAGUUGACAAUGGUACUGGAGAACGAACACCUCCUGAAACUCCAAAUCUUCCCAAUGAAGUUCAGGCUCACCAUACAUCAGAGAGUUGUGCUGUUAGAAAAGAUAUGAUGUCAGCAUUAGGAUUGGAAGAGGAAGAAGAUGCAGAAUCACCUUGGGAUUCAGAGUGUACCACUGAAAGUCUUCCCAGAGGAUCUGCCAGGCAUGUACCUACAGCCACAAAUCAAACAGUAAAAGACAAUAUUUCAAUGGAACAACACGAAGAUUAUCUUGAGAGACAUCCUAAUUUGAAGCCCCUUCAACCCACUAUUGAAAUGAAAGAUUCUUUCACAAACCAAGAAGCAGAAAAAGGAGUUAAGGAAAAACAAAAGUCACAUUUAAUGGAAGAAUUUGGUUUAGAUGAUGCAGAUGACAUGGAUGAUGCUUCUGAUUGGGAUUCUCCCAGUACUUCUCAGAAAAGUAAGAGUUACAGAAGUUACAAGGAUUUGAAUUUUAAUGGGAAUUAUCCUCGCCCAUCACUGCCACUGACCAAAAAUCAGUCAGGAUCCACAGAAUUUGGAAAGAUUCCUUUAAAAGAAGAUGAAGCAGCUAGAGCUGGAAGUGGCCCUGAGACUGAGUUUAGGGAUGUGAUUCUAGAAGAAAAACCAGUCCCUCAGAAGGAGUGUGAACCACAGCUCCCUCUAAAAGAAGAGGAAAGUAAAAAAGGAUCAUCAGAGGAAGGCCAAGAAAGUUUUGAUAAAAGUGACCAGGAACAGGACCAAGUACAGAUGGAUGCAGGUGAUCUUGAUGACCUCACUCAGUCAUCUGACAUAGCUACAGAGGAUUAUGAUUUACCUCCCUUAAACAAUAAGAAUGUUUUGUUAUUGAUCGAACAACUUAGUGUUGAUUGUAAAGAUCCUAUUAGCCUUUUGAAAAUUCAGGAUGCAGUUCUUAGAUAUGAACGAUCGGUAGAACUUAAAAAAGGACAUUGUUCACUACUCGCCGGAAAAGUUAAGAGUUUAGAAAACAAGAUUACUGGACUACAAGAAGAAUUAUCAGAAUCAAGAGAAAUGAAAUCCCAGUUAGAGCAUCAAAAAGCAGAAUGGGACAGAGAACUCUCUAGCCUCAGGUUUACACUGAAGCAAGAGGAAGUAAAGCGAGUGACUGCCGAAAUGCUAUUUGAAAAAAUUAGAGAACAGUUAAGAAGAAAAGAAGAACAACAUAGUAAAGAAGUGGAGCUAAAACAGCAACUUGAAUUCACUCUUAGAACUCUGGAGCUUGAACUGAGAACAGUAAGAAAUACUUUGAAACAGGUUGAAGAAGAGCGAAAUGACGCUCAAAGACAACUUUCUCAGGAGCAGAGUGCCAGAGCUUUGCAAGACAGAAUUCUGAAUAAUCCUGUUUGGAAGCAAAAGGAAAUAGAAGCAGCUGCUUCCAAAAGGAUUCAGAGUUCUGAGGUUCCUGAGAGUCAUGAAAAAGAAAAAUAUCUCCUGCAUAAAAAUCAAAACCUACAGGAUGAAGUUGCCAUGCUCAAGCUGGAACUAGACACAGUAAAAAUUAAGGAUCAAGAAAAGGAAAAUCAGUAUACAGAAGAAAAUGAAGUUUUAAAAGAAAAGAAUGAUGAGCUUCAAAAGGAAUUGAAACUGAAUGAAGAAGCAUUAACAAAAACAAUAUCUCAGUACAGUGGACAAGUAAAUGUUCUGACAACUGAGAAUGCAAUCCUGAACUCUAAAUUGGAAAAUGAAAAACAGAACAGAGACAGACUAGAGACAGAAAUUGAAUCAUACCGUUCCCGUCUGACUUCGGCUAUUCGUGAUCAUGAACGAAGUCAGACAUCAAAAUUGGACCUUGAACAUAGCUUUCAACGAGAACAAGACGAGUGGCUUCGUUUACAGGACAAACUAAAUUAUGACUUGUCUAGUCUAAGAGAGAACAAUGGUAUCCUUUCUCAAGAGCUAUCUAAAGCUGAAAGUAAAACCAGUAGUUUAGAAAAUGAGCUAUACCAUGUACAUGAUUCCCUCAGAGAAAAGACACUCAUUUUAGAAAACACACAGAGAGAAUUAAACCAGGCCCAAUAUAAAGCAAAGGAACUUGAACACGCAAAUCAAAUGGAAAAGGAAAAACUGAACAAAUGUAUCAUGAAAUAUGAAUCUAUCCAAGAAAGAUUAGGCCAAAUCCAGAGUGAAAAUAUGUUGCUUCGGCAACAGCUUGAAGAUGCCCAAAACAAAGGCAUCCUUAAAGAAAAUGUAUUGAGUGAUGCCCAGGUACAGUUUAUUGAUCUUUUCAAUAAACUUCGUGCUGAUACGGAAAAACAAGUUCAUUUGGUAGAAGACAGAAAUAAAGAGUUAAUCAGUGAAUGUAACCACUUAAGAGAGCAAAUAUAUAAAUAUGAAAAUGAGAAAGCAGAAAGAGAGGGUACAGUAAGAAGGCUUCAAGAAGAACUUGCUGAUUCCCUGAAAAAACAAUCUAUGACAGAAGCUUCACUGGAGCUUACAUCACUUUAUCAAAAUGAUUUUGAAGAUAAGAAAAAACAACUGCAGAAUGAAAUAGAUCAAACAAAAAGUAAACUUAAUACUGAAAAGGAAAAAUUAAAGAAACUCAUUGAGUUAAAGCAAUCUCUGGGAAAUCGUCUAGAACAAGAAAUGAAAAGAAAUGAUGAAUUACAGAAAGAACUCAGUGGAUUUAAAAAACUGUUGAAAACAACACAAAAGAAAUUAAGAGAAUAUGAGAAAGGAAAUAUUGUUUACGAGGGGGGACUGAAGCAAACACAUUCUGAAAUGGAUAGACAAAUUAAUAGGUUAAAAAAUAAGAUUGAAGACCUUACACAACAGUUGGAAGCAGCAUCUUCAAAAUGUAAACAGUUGGAAUCAAUUAACCAAAGUCUUCGAGAAGAGUUAUUUUCCAUGAAAAUCUUGCAAAAGAAAUAUGCCAAGCUGGAAGAGAAUAAAAGACAAUUGGAAGAAGAAGUAGUUAAUCUUAAGCAUCAUUUGGAAAUUACUAAGCUAGAACACAAUCAAAUAGAACAAUAUAAACGUGAUAUUGAAGAACGAGCAAGGCAGGAAAUUGUAGAAAAACUAAAAGAAGUCAACAUAUUCUUACAGACACAAGCAGCAUCCCGAGACAACUUAGAACAAUUAAGAGAAAAUAACAAUGCUUCAAUAAGAAACCAAAUGGAGCAACGAAUUAGAGAUCUGGAAACUGAAAUCUCCAAAAUGAAAAACUCACAUCAAGACUCAACUGAGGCAGAAAUAGAGAGAUACAGACAGCUUUAUUCUGAAGAAUUAAAAAUCAGAAAAUCAUUGUCAAACAAAGUAGACAGAACUACUGAAAGGCUAGCUGAGAUGAGUCACCGACUCCUGAAUGAAAAACAAAAGAAUAAAAUUUUAAUCAACAGUUUUACUGCAAGUCCAGUUCUGGAGCCACCACAUGUUGGGAAUAUUAAUACCAGUAUGUUCCUCAGUAGAAGUCUUAUUCCAAGAGGAAAUUUAGUAUAUUCUACUGGAAACAUAGUGUCUUCAAAAAGCAGAGUGGAAGCCUACAUGACAAAGAUGCAGCAGGAGUUGGAAGAAAGUAUAGCUAGGGAACUUGAUGAAGCUACGGCUAAACUUGAAUCUAGAUCUUGAAGGACUACUAAUCUAUAUACUAAUGAUUCCUCAAGAAUGCCAAGGUUAAAUCAGGAUCCAGAAAAAUUACAUGCUUUAAAGGAAAAAGUAAUGUUCAUUUAUGAAAUUAACUAUGUUUACAUAAUAUGUAAUGGCUUUCCAUUAAAUAUAUAAAUGUGAAAAAAAUCUAAUGUAUUAGAAAAUGUGUUGUGUUGUAAGUUUUAAUAUGUACUAUAUUUAUAUAUAUGUAAAUAUAUUUGUAUGGUUCUUUAUUAAAACUUUAUUUCUUUGUAUUUGUAGCACUGCCCCCCCAAAUUGUUACUUCAUUGCAGGUACUCUAGAAACCACUAAAUGGAUUGUAAUACUUUAGUUAUCUAUCUUUGAAGGUUGUA
This is a messenger RNA of Vombatus ursinus (common wombat), 5557 nucleotides long. Its product is annotated as ankyrin repeat domain-containing protein 26-like. The record is from RefSeq and is a predicted model, not a curated record. NCBI's taxonomy places the organism in Eukaryota, Metazoa, Chordata, Mammalia, Diprotodontia, Vombatidae. Gene Ontology annotation, molecular function: protein binding.